Molecule: messenger RNA, 465 nt
Organism: Medioppia subpectinata
Lineage: Eukaryota; Metazoa; Arthropoda; Arachnida; Sarcoptiformes; Oppiidae
Source: the annotation of a GenBank genome assembly
AUGUCAUCGAAGAGCAGUUCCGGCAACAGAUCCAACGCCAAGAGUGGUGUCAGCGAUGGUGUGGUCACCGAAGAGACGGUUUGCGUCGAGUUUUGCGCUCCGAUUGACACACAGUUAGUGACCAAUAAUUCAAUGAAAUUCUUGGGAUUAGACACGAAUCAAGUGAUACUUCAGAUCUGUGGCAACACUUUCUUCGCCGGACAACUCGACCACACGUUGGGAACCAAUGUCUUGUUCGAAGUGAAGACCAAAGACACGAAAGACUCGCCCAAGAAGUCCAGUCAUCACAACCACAACAAUGAGCCCAAAGGGUCGGCCAACGCAUCCCAAGACAACGCUUCCAAACAAACGAUUGAAUAUUUAGCCAAAUGUGACCACAAAUUGGUUAUGAAAAGGGUUUUCCUCGAAACACAUCCAAACGAAGACACGACUGACACAACCAAUCAAUCGCUACAACAAUCAUAG